Molecule: messenger RNA, 976 nt
Organism: Vespa crabro (European hornet)
Lineage: Eukaryota; Metazoa; Arthropoda; Insecta; Hymenoptera; Vespidae
Exons: 5
Coding region: 248-799 (183 amino acids)
Source: RefSeq, a predicted model, not a curated record
AAUAAUAGAAGAAAAGAAUAAAAAAAAAUUUUGCAGAACGAAACUUGAGAAGACUUUAGAAACGGGUAUAAAACUGAGCCAAGUAGAUAUCGACAAAAUAAAAAAAGAUAAAGUUCAUGGUGAAAUUGGAAAAAAAGAUGAACAAAUUUUGGAUAAUCCUCACGUAACAAGAGAUAUUACUGGAGGUAUUCUGAAAGAAGAACAAUACGAAAAAGAUGAGACGCGGCAAAGGAUUUAUAAAGAAACAAUGGACAUCGAAGAGAGUAAAAAAGGAGAAAGAAAGUCAAUAGAAAAAUAUUUACGUGAAAAAGGACUCAGUACUAGUCUUAUCAAAUCUGUAUUAACUAAUGGAUUCACCGACGAAUAUAUCAGGUUACUUUUAAAAAGUUUGCAUAUUACCGAAGACGAGAUAGAAUAUAUGAAAUUGACUUAUCAAAUGGAAUUAAAUGAUUCAUCGAGUUCCAUUAAAUCGUGUUCUUCAACUUCAUCCGACUAUUACUUGUCAUCUGAUAGUCUUUAUUUAAAAAAUUUAUUAAGCAAAGCUUUAACUCGAGCUCUUCCUGAAAUUGCUUCGAAAAAACCAUAUGAUCCAAUUGAAUAUCUUGGACAUUGGUUGCUUCAUUUAAAGAUUUCCGAAGAAAAAAGGAACAAGCAACGUGAAUUCGAAUUAGAAUUAAUGAUUGAAAGAGAAAAAUAUAAGAUGAUGAUGAUAGAGGAUCAAGAAACUAUGAGUAUUGAAAGCAGAGGAGAAGAAGAAUUAAUCGUAGAUACUAACUUUAUAAAUUAUACGAGUAAUUAAUAUUGAUCGUUUAUCUCUUUCUCUCUCUCCCCCUCUCUCUCUCUCUCUCUCUAUACUUCUGUCGAUAUUUUAUUUUAUAGAUAUAUUAAUACUGUAACUAGUAAACCUAUAAAAAAUGACGGAUUACAAAUAUUUUCUCUUAAAAUUAUUUAAAUCUACUCAAAUUUAUAAGAGAAC